Messenger RNA from Anisakis simplex (herring worm), 549 nucleotides. The record is from the annotation of a GenBank genome assembly. Lineage: Eukaryota; Metazoa; Nematoda; Chromadorea; Rhabditida; Anisakidae.
AUGUCAUUGGAUUUAGGUAAUCUCUGUCCAACUGGACACGUCUGCUAUCCAAACAGUACGGCACCGAACGCAAUGUGCUAUCAAAGUUGCGGUGGUACUGGCACACCAGUAGGUGGUUCAAUAAAUGGUCUAUGUCCGGCUGGUUCCAUACUCACAUUUGGCGAAUGCUGCAGGAGAAAUUCAUAUCGAGAAGCUUUCUUCGGUACACCUCUUUAUGACUAUACGCCAAGUGUGAUGAAGGCAAAUGUGCUCGGAACUUGUAUGAACGGAUCACCGAUCAUCAGCGGUUGCAUUAAGGGAGUGUGUGGCGCGGGUCUGGACUGCAUCAAUGACGUUUGCUGUGCAUCAAACAGGAACAGUCAAAACGCUAUUGCAUUUUCACCACAAUCAACGCGACCAAUUGGUGUCAAAUGUGAAAUGCCUCAACAAUGUGUUGGUUUCAAUGAAGGUUUAUCAACUUGCGAUAUGGGCAGAUGUAAGUGCCAGCCAUACGCAUACACGCAGGGCAUGGCUUGUGCUCGGAGGAAGUCAUUCAGUCAGUCAUUUUUU